UUUUUGCAAUGCAAAUUAAUGAGCUCCGCCUUCCCACAUAGUCGUUGCUAAGCAACAUAACAAUCGCUCACACGUUGCUCAGCAUGUCCAUCUUCUUGCGGGUAUCAUCCUUGCUCUUACUGACACGUCUCUUCGUAGGAAGCAGUGCUCAAUCACUGAGUGGUACUGGUGGGACCGAUAACUCAUUAUCCGUUGGAUAUUUUCAAUUACCAACUUAUGUAUUCAAUGUGUUCCCAGUCACGAAUGUGAGUGCUUUUGUAUUGUUUGAAGAAGAGAGAGUGAGCAGGUUGAAUUAUGGACAACUUAGACAUGCCAGUAUCACCUUUCAAGAGUACUCUGACUUCAUAAUUCAAUUCAGAAAAAUACCAACUGAUGUUGUUAAGAAUGAAUAUACUGAUUAUGGCUUUAUGGAGUCUGACCUAUCAGCUAAUAAAGAAGUGUUAAUGAUCAUCAGAAGAAACAACAGAAAUCACGACCUGCCACAACAUCACUUAAUAGUAUUCAAUAAAGAUAACAUUAAUGCUGACACUAGCAAAGUGUAUAUUUAUAAUGCAAUGAAGAACACUGUCUCAUCAAACCAAGGACUGUAUUUUUAUGGGUUAUAUCAGCGUAGGAAUUUUGACGGUUCAAUGAGUGAAAGUAUGACACAAUUAGCUGUAAAUGUACAGAUGAAUGAAGGAAUUGAUAUCAACAUACAACCAAUGACUGCCAUUGAUAUUAAAGCAUUCUACACUAGCAUUAACACAGUCCUUGAGUUCAAGAAUACAGAAUAUGUCUUGAAAUAUGAUGGAUUUAUGAUAAAGAAUGGUGGAGUCAGAAAAUACAUGAUAUGUUAUGGUAAUUAUAAAGAGGUUAAUAAUGAUAAUGAUGUGACAAGACCAAGAUUAACUGUACUGAAUGAUGAUCGUUCUUCUGGCUCUGGAUUCAAACGGAGCUACACAACAAUAAUAACAAUAAUAACCAUAAUAAUAAUUGUACUACACUUUUAGCUAUAAAGCAUUGAAAAUAGAUUUGACAAAGCAAUAAAAAA
Messenger RNA from Amphimedon queenslandica, 1030 nucleotides. RefSeq lists its product as uncharacterized. The record is from RefSeq and is a predicted model, not a curated record. The transcript is spliced from 4 exons. Lineage: Eukaryota; Metazoa; Porifera; Demospongiae; Haplosclerida; Niphatidae. Bases 84 to 989 code for a protein of 301 amino acids.